UCGAUGGGAGGGAGAGAGGAAGGGCGGAGGAAAAAUUGUAUCCAUAUUUUUCCUGCCCGUGACGUAACGGUCUGGUCCUGGGUGCCUUGCUUUCGGUCCCGUCUUAUCAGAAAGCAGUUGGUUGUGCAUGGAACAACAUCACAGAAAGAACUGUAGCAAGUGAUAGUGUAGCUACCCGAUUUCUUUACACAAGAAGUCCUCAAGCUGCGCUUUCGUUUUCUAGCUUGCAUUCUUCCACUCCGCUCUCUUAUCUUGUCCGACAUAUCAGUGAGAACUGUUCUACGGCUUGAAGAAUAGAAAACGUAGAGAAACGCCGAUUAGAAUAAGGCUGGGAAGGAGAAGGAGCGAAAGAGCGAGGAAAAGAGAGGUCACAGUGCCCCGUCUGAAUUUACACCGGCACCGUGAAGAUGCAGAGAAUACCGGAGGUGUUGAUUUUGGUGGCUUUGGGGCUGUGCUUUGCUCACACCGGCAAAGUGAACAAACACAAGCCGUGGAUCGAGACGUCCUACCACGGUGUGAUCACAGAGAACACUGACGUUGUGCUGCUGGACCCCCCCCUGGUGGCCCUGGACAAGGACGCCCCCGUCCCCUACGCAGGUGAGAUCUGUGCGUUCAAGAUCCACGGGCUGGAGGCCCCGUUUGAGGCGGUGGUGCUGAACGGGACGUCGGGUGAGGGCCAACUGAGGGCCCGGGGUCUGGUGGACUGUGAGCUCCAGAAGGAAUACACCUUCAUCAUCCAGGCCCACGACUGUGGCGCCGGGCCGGGGGGCUCUGGGGGCAAGAAGUCCCACAAGGCUGUGGUGCACAUCCAGGUGAACGAUGUGAACGAGUUCCCCCCCAUGUUCCGGGAGCCCCAGUACCGGGCGGCCGUGACGGAGGGCAAGAUCUACGACAGCAUCGUCCAGGUGGAAGCCACCGACCAGGACUGCUCGCCCCAGUACAGCCAGAUCUGCAACUACCACAUCACCACCUCGGACACACCCUUCGCCAUCGACCGCAAUGGUAACAUCAGGAACACAGAGAAGCUGAUCUACGACAGGCAGCAGCAGUAUGAGAUCCAGGUCACGGCGCUGGACUGCGGUCAGAAGGCGGCGGCCCAGAGCGUGCCUGUCCACAUCGACGUCAAGCCCGUCUGCAAACCUGGCUGGCAGGGCUGGAACAAGCGGGUGGACUACGAACCAGGGACGGGCAGCAAGCAGCUGUUUCCCAAGAUGCACCUGGAGACGUGCGGCGGGCCCCUGUCUUCCGUGAGGACCAUGGUGGAGCUCCAGACCAGUCACAUCGGCAAGGGCUGCGACCGCGAGACCUACUCCGAGAAGUCCCUGCAGAAACUGUGCGGAGCCUCCUCUGGCAGUACCGACCUUCUCCCCGCCCCCAGCGCCUCUACCAAUUGGACGAUGUCCCUGGUGACAGACAGCGGGCGGGACAGUGACUUGAUCUUCCGCUUUGACGGGCGCCAGGCAGCCAAGAUCCCAGACCAGGUGGUGCCCCAGAACCUGACGGACCAGUUCACCAUCGCCACGUGGAUGAAGCACGGCCCCACCCCAGGCCUGAGGGCCGAGAAGGAGACCCUUCUCUGUAACUCUGACAAGACUGAGAUGAACCGUCACCACUACUCCCUCUACGUCCACAACUGUCGCUUGGUCUUCCUGCUCCGGAGAGACUUCACCCAGGUGGACACCUUCAGACCAGCCGAGUUCCACUGGAAACUGGAACAGGCAGAGAUAUUGCAGGAGGAAAACACGGUGACAGAAUAG
Molecule: messenger RNA, 1757 nt
Organism: Hypomesus transpacificus
Lineage: Eukaryota; Metazoa; Chordata; Actinopteri; Osmeriformes; Osmeridae
Product: calsyntenin-2-like
Exons: 9
Coding region: 408-1757 (449 amino acids)
Biological process (GO): homophilic cell-cell adhesion; positive regulation of synaptic transmission; positive regulation of synapse assembly
Cellular component (GO): postsynaptic membrane; cell surface
Molecular function (GO): X11-like protein binding; calcium ion binding; amyloid-beta binding
Source: RefSeq, a predicted model, not a curated record